AUGGGCUCCAGACUCAUCGAAUCACUUCAACACGCAGCGGGAAGAAACCAAGAGUUACUCACCAUCCUCUCCCAAACCGACAAUGCACCCACAGCCCUCAAGCAAAACACAACAUACAUCACCGACCUCCAAACCCGCAUCGCAGACACAGACAAGGAAAUAAAACGCCUGCACCGCAUCACCGAGGACGAACGCAAAGACCACAUCAAAUACGAGGAAAGCACUUUUACGCGCUACAUGUACAAGCUGCGCGGCAAAAAGGGCGAAGCAGCGUUUGCAGCCAAAGCCAACAAGGAAGAAAAGGAAUUUGUCGAGGCGUGGCAGAAGGAGAGAGAGACGCAAGAGUCGCAUAUGGAGCUGACUGCUGCGUUGAAGGCUGCUGAGAACGAACAGCAUCGUCUGCAAGCUGAAACUGCGAGACACGAUCAAGCGCAAGGCGAACUGGAUAGAUUGUAUUCGUCCAUCUUUGACGGUCCUACCCCAGAGGUCCCUGGCGAGGAUCAAUUGGAGUCGAGCCUGCAACGCAACAAGCGAUGGGCAGACAGCAGCAUCCAACACCAAAACCUGCAAAGGAGAGCUGCAGAGGCUCUGAACGCAACACUGCAAUGUCUGCAGCGCGCAAACAGAGACAUGGCCGAAGCAAUCGACAUGUCCCGCUGGGACAUGUUCGGCGGCGGCACCUUCGUAGACAUGAUGGAACGAGACGCGCUUUCCAAAGCUCAAGUCGGUGUCUCUGAAGCUUUGCGCCAUAUGGAUGAGGCCCGCCGCUGUCAACCCGCCAUCCCGCCUUUGCACAACAUCAACAUUGACAAUGGACAUAUGAUCAGCGAUGUCUUGUUCGACAACAUUUUCAGCGAUAUGGCGCAGCAUGACCGUAUCAAGAAUUCGGCGGCGCAGUUGCAGAUGGCGAUCAAGCAGUGUACAGAGUUGCUUGAAAAGCAGAAGCGCACGUAUCGUGAUGCUGCUGCGCAGAGUGCUCAGGCGAACGAGGCGACUAAUGCUGCUCGUCUUGAGUUGCAGCGGAUCAGAGCAGAGGCGUUUGAGAGGUUUGCUGGUCAAGGUGCGCCGCCGUCGUUCCAGGCUUCUGUGCAAUAUGUUCCUCCACCAGCGUAUUGA
Aureobasidium vineae is the source of this 1116-nucleotide messenger RNA. Lineage: Eukaryota; Fungi; Ascomycota; Dothideomycetes; Dothideales; Saccotheciaceae. The record is from the annotation of a GenBank genome assembly.